ACCAAGUUUAUUUAACUACCUCUUGUGCGUAAUUACCACCAUUCACCAGUCCUUCUACAAUUACACACGAGCUUAUCACUUCCUUCUAUUCCAUCUAAUCAGGAAUACAUUGCUAACCCUAUAUAGCCCAGAAACCUAUCCGCAACCAGAGGUCACCUUUGCUGUUACGCUAUGCCGAAGUCUAAGUCCUCUAAGUCUCGCACAACAACGACUAAGAGUGAUGUUUCUAACGUGAAAGCUGUUACUUUGGCCAGACUAAACAAAGAGAUGUUACAAAUUACUAUUGAGCCGCCCAAAAACUGCACCGCUUCAUUCAUCAAUGAUAAUUUAAUGGAGUGGCGGGCGACAAUUGUGGGCCCGGAUGGCACACCCUACGAAGGCGGCGUCUUCAUUUUAAAGCUCAGCUUCAGUGACAGGCACCCGUUCGUGCCCCCUAAGGUUACGUUCAUGACCAGGAUUUUCCACUGCAACAUCUCGGCCAAAGGAGAAAUUUGCCUGGACAUACUGAAGGACAAGUGGAAUCCUUUCCUCACGGUGUCCAAGAUUUUGCUAUCUAUCGGAGUUUUACUGGAAUGUCCGAAUCCAGACGAUCCUUUGGAACCUGAGAUUGCGCAUCUGUGGCGAACCAAUCGCGAACUCCAUGAUGCGCAGGCAGUGGCGUGGACUGAACAGCAUGCGAAGUGAGACCAGAAGCUCUAUCUACUGCGUGCCAUAUGCAGGCAUGGUCGUACGCAUGUGCGGCGAUCCUUGUGGUUAUUCGUUGAGCGUGUGAAAUCGAGUUGUUUAUUAAAUGAAAAUCAAACUGCAACCUAUCUGCUUUCAGAGACAACCUAAAAUCACUUCUUCUUCAACAUUGAAGCGAAUAGACUUUGGUGGCUUCACGCCUCUACCAUAGCUCAAUAAAGUACAUGUUCUCGCAUAAG
Sphaeroforma arctica JP610 is the source of this 923-nucleotide messenger RNA. RefSeq lists its product as hypothetical. The transcript is spliced from 6 exons. Bases 172 to 684 code for a protein of 170 amino acids. Lineage: Eukaryota; Ichthyosporea; Ichthyophonida. The record is from RefSeq and is a predicted model, not a curated record.